GAGUCAAACUUGAUCUAAACAUUUCACCUUGUUAAGAUAAACAAGUUAGGCCGGCUCGGCCCGAUAUGCAGCCCUAGGUGGUGUUGAACAAACCGAGAGAGAUUACCUGCUAAGCUACUACUUAAGUCAAAUAUGUUAUUUUUUGUAAGGAGUUCUAACUAAUGAAGACACGAAGUAUUCAACAAUCAUGAUUGCUAAUAGAAGUUGGACAUGCAAUGAUAAUAAUAUUAUUUGUUUUAAGGUACCUUCAUCUACGUAAAUCAUAUGAACGCCCUGAUCAAAUCUUCCUGCCAGAGCCAUAGAUCUUGAUGCUGGACAACUGACUCAUGGGUACUUGAUCAAAUGCGGUGUUUAUGGCUCUUGUGUUGAUGUUGGGUAUGGUUUACUCCGUAUGUAUGUGAAGUUGGGAGAUUUUCAUGGUGCAUAUAAGGUGUUCGAUGAAAUGCCUGUGAGAAAUAAUGUGGAUGUGUUUGCUUGGAUACCACAUGGGUUUGGUAGUAAUCGGACCGCUGAGGAUGUCGUGGAUGCUUUCGAGAAGAUGGUGGAGUUAUGUGUCGUUCCAAGUGUGCAUUCGCUUUGUCGUGUGAUUAAGGCUUGUGGUGAGUUGAACAGCAUCGAAAAAGGUUGUUUUGUACAUGGUUAUGUGAAAGAAAAUGGGUUUGACAAGCAUGUCUUGGUGAUGAAUUCUUUGAUAUCGAUGUAUAGUAAAAUGGUUAGGAUGGAUCUUGCUCAGCGAGUUUUUGAUGAUAUGAGUUUUACUGAUACCGUCUCGUGGAACUCGUUGAUUACAGGCUAUGCACAAAACCAGAACUGGCCAAAAGUGUUUGAGCUUUUUUUAUGCAUAAGGCGGGCUGAAAAUCUUGUUCCUAAUGUCGUUACAUUUUUGGCAUUACUUUCGAGUGUUGGCCAUGCUCGAGAAGCUAGUACAGGAAUGAGUAUUCACGGGCACUUGAUCACUAUCGGUUUAUAUUCUGAUGUCCAACUAGGAACCGCUGUUUUCAACAUGUAUGCAAAAUGUGAACGACUUGACUAUGCUGCGAUUGUAUUUGAACAAGAUUUGGUACACAAGACUUUAGUGUCGUGGAAUGCCCUAAUUGCAGCAUACAAACAAGAAGGCUAUGACCGAGAGGCAGCGGAUGUGUAUGAACGGAUGGUGGUGGAACCAGGUAUGAAGCCUGAUUCGUUCUCGUUUGCUAACGUACUUCCUGUUUAUGCCAGUCUCAGAGAUAUUCAAAGAGUUAAAUUAGUCCAUUCAAUGAUUAUAAAGACGGGUCUCGACGUUGAACAUGACGUUGUGUUGUCUACAGCAAUGUUGGAUGCAUACGGGAAGUGUUCAGAUGUGAAAGCGGCCGAGAAUUUAUUCUCUUCCACUCACCACCCGAAUACUGCAACGUGGAACGCGCUAAUUGCUGUUUAUAUACUAAAUGACCAAAUUGAAAAUGGGAUGAAUCUUUUUCGUCAAAUGGUGUGUAGUAACGUGUCAUUAGAUUCUAUAACCAUGGUGACAAUCUGUCAAUUAUGUGGACAAAUGGGUUCGUUAAAGCAUGCUAAUAUGCUCCAUGGGUUUAGUCUUGUGAAAGGGUUUUCUUCACAUCUUAAUUUCGGAAACGCGUUGAUAGACAUGUAUAUGAGAUGCGAAUGCACAAAAAGUGCUGAGCGUUUUUUCCAUUCAAUGCCGAUAAAGAACAUAGUUACAUGGAAUACCAUGAUUUAUGGUUACAUGGCGGUUGGAUGUUCUUCCACGGGUCUUAGCCUCUUUCAACAAAUGCAAUCAGAAACAGGGUACAAGCCGGAUUCCGUAACCAUUAUUUCAUUACUUCAAGGAAGUUUAUCUGUCUCAGCUAGUUUUCUUGACUUGUUUCAUGCGUAUAUCUUGAAAUACGGUCUAGCUUCCGAGACACAGGUUAUGAACAGUUUGAUCGAUGCAUUUGCAAAGAUUGGGAAUUUAGAAAAGGCUCGAGAGUUGUUUAAGCAAACUGAUUUUAAAAGAGAUCAAAGCUCUUGGAACAUAAUGAUUGCAGGAUACGGAAUGAAUGGCCAAGGGAGCGAGUCUUGUAAACUUUUCGGUCAAAUGGAGGGCAAUGGGUAUGCACCCGAUGCCAUAACAUUCACAUGUUUGCUAUCGUCUUGCAGUCAUUGUGGCCUAGUUGAGGAUGGAUGCAAAUUCUUUCACCUGAUGAUUACAAAGUACAAGAUUCAACCAAGUAUAGAGCACUGGACUUGCAUUAUAGACAUGUUGGGACGGGCCAAUAGUUUGGAAGAUGCGUAUGAUGUGAUCAAAACUGGGAUUUAUCAGAAAUAUAGUGAUUGUGCCCCAUUAGACAGUGUUGCUGUUUGGGGGGCUUUAUUGAGCGCGUGUAGAUUCAGUAUGAACAUGGAGGUCGGGGAGGUUGUUGGGACAAAAUUGUCCAAAAUUGAGUCGGGUAGUUUAGAGUACUACUCAUUGCUCUCGAAUCUGUACUCGUCAAACAAGAAAUGGGAUGAAGCAAUAGAAAUUAGGAAAGUUUUUGGUGAUGGUAAGGCGGCGAAAAAACCAGGGCUAAGUAGUUUGAAGAGUUGAUAACUUGAGAUACUACAAGGCUGGUCAAGUUUGGGUUCACAUGAUGGAGACUUACCAAACAAACAAACAAACAAACAAACAUGCCCUGUAAAAUCUCACUCAUAGCAGAGGUAUUGGCAAGGUAUACGGAGGGUGGGAUGAAGACAAACCUUUCCUCUAACAAAUGGGUAGAGAGGCUACUCCGAGUGAGAGCCCCCCAACUCCAAUUAUUUUCGUCGUAUACAAUAUAGUAAUCCAUGUAACAUAAAAUGUGACAGAGAAUCAAAGCGACAACCUAAUUGAGACUUCAAGCCUCAAAUUGCCACAUUACCACCCGCA
Messenger RNA from Helianthus annuus (common sunflower), 2878 nucleotides. RefSeq names its product pentatricopeptide repeat-containing protein At3g09040, mitochondrial. Gene Ontology annotation, molecular function: protein binding; RNA binding. NCBI's taxonomy places the organism in Eukaryota, Viridiplantae, Streptophyta, Magnoliopsida, Asterales, Asteraceae. Gene Ontology annotation, biological process: RNA modification. The record is from RefSeq and is a predicted model, not a curated record. Bases 392 to 2560 code for a protein of 722 amino acids. The transcript is spliced from 2 exons.